Molecule: messenger RNA, 870 nt
Organism: Salvia miltiorrhiza (redroot sage)
Lineage: Eukaryota; Viridiplantae; Streptophyta; Magnoliopsida; Lamiales; Lamiaceae
Product: protein COFACTOR ASSEMBLY OF COMPLEX C SUBUNIT B CCB2, chloroplastic-like
Exons: 6
Coding region: 1-717 (238 amino acids)
Biological process (GO): cytochrome b6f complex assembly
Source: RefSeq, a predicted model, not a curated record
AUGACUGAAAUUCUUUACCUUAGCUUGGCUGCGAGAGCUUGGCUGCGAGAGAGGUGGUUGAUGAAUGUGAGAGGGAUACCUGGAUUGGACGAAUCUUACUUGCCCAGAUACAUAGGAUAUGGAUUUGGGGCGCUCUUAGUGUUAAAUCAUUUUCUGGGCUCCGAUUCUUCAUCCAUCACUCCAGCUCAGCUCAGGACGGAGGCAUUAGGACUUUCUCUUGCAUCGUUUUCUGCAGUUGUGCCGUAUCUUGGAAAAUUUCUCAAGGGGGCUACUCCAACAACUCAAAAAAACAUCCCUGAAGGUGUUGAGCAAAUCUUUGUCAUGUCACUGGAUAUUGCUGCUGACUUGAAGAAAGAUUUGGCUUGGGGAACAUACGUCUUGUUGCGUAAUACAAACUCAAUAUCAGUGAAAGUAAAUGCUUCCUUUAUCCUCACUGAAUCUAGUUUACAAAUGGUCAAACAUUUCUCAUUAGUUGCAUUGGUGAAAUGCGUAAAUAAUUCAGAUUCGGAAUUGAAGGAGAUGGUUCCCGUGGGGACUAGGUCUCUCCUUGUCCAACCUAUUCGAGAAGCUUGUGAAUUAAGCUCCAGUCAAACAGGGAUGAGGAAGGGUUUCAUCCUGUUGGCUUCUGGAAUCGACUAUGCAUUUACUGAUAAAGACAAAGCAUGGAUAGCUUCCAUUGCCAACAAAUUUAGUGAAAACGUGGAAUGUGUUCCGUGAGAGACAGAAAUCAAGAUUCAGGCACAAUAUGAAGUCCAUUGAUGCUUGGUUUCUACAACACCUUCUCCAAACCAUACACCAGAUUCUGCAUAAACACAGGUAAAAAUUUAAAUCGUAGAUGCUUUCCUAAGAUGCUAACAAAGUAUACGUUUU